Messenger RNA from Ctenocephalides felis (cat flea), 576 nucleotides. RefSeq names its product neutral ceramidase-like. Gene Ontology annotation, cellular component: extracellular region. NCBI's taxonomy places the organism in Eukaryota, Metazoa, Arthropoda, Insecta, Siphonaptera, Pulicidae. The transcript is spliced from 4 exons. Gene Ontology annotation, biological process: sphingosine biosynthetic process; ceramide catabolic process; long-chain fatty acid biosynthetic process. Bases 1 to 576 code for a protein of 191 amino acids. The record is from RefSeq and is a predicted model, not a curated record. Gene Ontology annotation, molecular function: N-acylsphingosine amidohydrolase activity.
AUGUUUAGCAGGGCCGUACUGGCCACAGUGGCCCUAGUUUUGGUUUCCAGGGCCGCAUCUGCCGAAUAUAAAAUCGGUGUCGGAAUUGCAGAUUGUACUGGGCCAAUUGCCGAAGUCAACUUUAUGGGUUAUGCAAAUAUAGCCCAAAAAGGCACAGGAAUCCACCUUCGACAAUUUUCAAGGGCUUUUGUCUUUGAUGAUGGAACUUCAAGAAAUGUCUUCGUCAGUGUUGACGCCGGAAUGAUUGGCCAAGCUUUGAGAAGAGAUAUUAUUGCAAACCUCCAAAAACGUUUUGGAGAUCUCUACAAUGACCAGAAUGUCCUGAUCAGUGGUACCCAUACCCAUGGUGCACCAGGAGGAUACCUGAUGGACCUGAUUUUUGACAUCACUACUUUGGGUUUUGUCAGGGAAACUUACGAGGCUAUGACUCAGGGAAUCACCCAGAGUAUAAUCCGAGCCCACAACAAUCUCGUACCUGGCCGAAUUUUCGUAUCGCAAGGUGAAUUGUUAGAAGCCAACAUUAACAGGAGCCCAGCAGCAUAUUUGAACAAUCCCGAAGAGGAAAGGGCACAGUAA